Molecule: messenger RNA, 12894 nt
Organism: Oryzias latipes (Japanese medaka)
Lineage: Eukaryota; Metazoa; Chordata; Actinopteri; Beloniformes; Adrianichthyidae
Source: RefSeq, a predicted model, not a curated record
CCUGCUGCUGCGUCCUGCACCGCAGCUGGCUGGUAGAGAAGCAGGUGACCAGGAGGAGGAGAAACCUAAUGGAGGGAAGAGUGUGUUUGUUGAGGAGGAGGAGGGAGGGGGGGCAGCUCCUCCCAUAACUAAGUUAGUGUGCUGUGCAGGAGGUCCAUGUUUAUGGCACAGCCGGGGGAGUUUCCUUCAUUCGCUGGACAGCUCUGGGAGCAGAGAAGAAACCUGCCGGCUCUCCUUCUGCCUUUUUCUGCAACUCAUCCCUCCCGGCGCUGCGACUGACAAGUCUGCUCCAGGACGAAUUGUGUGUGUGGGGGGGAAGCAGCACCAUCUGCCCGACCCUCCACAACCACAGCCUCCCCCCCCCGCUUCAUCCUCCGGCCUGCCCGACACAGGACUUCAUCCUCAGUUGCUGUCGCUGCCUCGGCUGACAUCAUGUGCGACUGCUUCCACCUGGCGUUUCCCAACUGGCAUGCAGCGUCCUCAGGAGCUGGGCGACGGCUGCAAGGACCAGAAGCUGCGACGUACGACGACUCAGUAAGUGAGGAGUCGUCCCAGCUUGUGGAGGAGGAGAGGCCACGCCCACAAGGAUCCUCCCCUGUGGAGGAGUUUCCUGAAGCUGCCAAACACAUCGACGCAAAGACUGAAGCGGAACGGGACCCUCACCACAAAAGUGGACACAAAACCAAAAGGACGGGACUCGGGUCCAUGUUUGAGAGGCGGACGACCCCAAAGAUGAGCAAACUGAAGGAAGUUCACAGCCCAGAGGGGGGCGUGAUUGUGAGAACACCCAAAGAUGGAUGUGCAGAGGGACUCGUUUACAGCGGCGGUGGCAAAGAGGGGAUCUUCAUUAAAGAAGUGGUGCCAGAGUCGCCCGCAUCCAAAAGUUUGAAAGUCAAAGAAGGAGAUCAGAUUCUAAGCGCCACUGUCUAUUUCGAUAACGUGCCGUACGAGGACGCCAUCCAGAUUCUGGAGCAUGCUCAAGCUUACAAAGUGAAGCUUUGCCUGAAACGCAAACCGGACAUCACAGAGACAGAGCCAGGCAUAGAGUCUGACGUUAUCCCUGAAGAAGAGAUCUCCUCUGCAGAGAUGAGGGAGCAGGGGAAAACAAAAAGACGUGGGGAUGCUCGUAUUUCGUGGCCAAAGUUUCCUUCCUUCGGAAAAGGACGAAAGUCUCGUUUUACAAGGUCUCACAGUUCCUCUGAAGCCGAUGAGCAGAGAAAGCUUGAGCUGAGUCCAACAACAAGCGACACAGAGUCACCGAUAAAAUCCCAAGACGCUCUAAAAGGAAAGAAGAAGCAUAAAUUAAAGCUCUCUGCUCUGAAAAAGAGAGGUCGCAUCAGUUCAUCUGAAGACACAGAAGCUCCAACCACCGCCCCCAUCAGUGGAGACGCUCAGCAAGCACAGGAAUCAGACAUGCUCUCACCAGAGUCCUUGGAAGGCCUCAUAGCAGAGACAGUAGAAGGUCAUAAGACAGAGGACUUAAAGAUGGACAAGGAAACGGAACAAAACAACCAGACGGACCCACUUCUUCCUCAAACGGUCGAGCUCAUCAGCUUAGAUAGCACUUUGAAAACAGCAGACCCCACUGUGUGUCCAACCGACCACAAAAGCCCCUCUGAAGCCAAGCCUACUGACGGGAAGACAAAGAAGACAGAUAGGUUGGAGUUAAAGAUGAAGAUUUUGGGGAAGGACAGGUUGCACAAAAAAGAUGCCAAGGUAGUUUCGUCACCAAAAAGGCUAAAAACUCUUGGAGCAAGUCUUGAAAAGGAACAUCAACCGGAAAGUGAAGAUUCACAAAAACCAACUGUUGAAAAACACACAGCUGAGGGCACAAAGAUCACAGAAGAUCCUUAUGAGAGGCUUUCAAAAGGUGCUGGUUCUACUGCAGAACUUCCCAAGAGAGAAGACAUUAAGAUACCAGGCAUGGAGGACAUGUCCAUGAGCACAGCCGCAGGGGUUAAAGAGCCUUUCAGAGAUGACAGUGAGGAAAAUCACUCAGAAGCGGUCCAACUGUCAUUUGAUGUUAAGAGCGUGAAGGAGGCGGUUUCAAAGCUGCCUGGAUUUAAGUUGCCUCAAGUUGACACGUCUGGGGUUCUGAUUCCCGAAGAAAUUACUGUGAUCGAUGCAAACGCUCAGAGGAUUUCUGUGAAAACGCCCACCAAAGUGUCAGAAGCCAAAGCAAAGAAGGAGGCACAGCAGGCAACAUCUGACCGGAAGGAAACCUCCUUUCCUACAGGGAAAACAGCAACAACAGCAUCUGCUGAUUUAACCUCAGAGGGGCUUUUAGGAGAGACCACAGGAGAUGCCACAGAACCUCAAAAUAAAACCAAAAGUCAGUCAAAAGAAGACGACACGACCCACACCUUCAAAAGAGAACAGAUCACAAUAUCUUGGGUGGAAACUCCUCAAAAGAUAUCAAUUCUUCAUAAGCAUGGAACUGAAAAAGCAAGCAGCACAACUGAUGUGACAUCAGAAAAUGACUCAGUGAAAGAGUCUAACCAAAUAGCAGACCGCACAACCAUUAUAAGAGACGGCUUCAGGACAGGAACCCCAGAUACAAGAACGCCUGACUUUAGGACGACUUUAACAAACCAAGAGUUGACAGCCAGAACAGACAUCUGCAGCACCCAAACAUUUGAAAUGAGUGGCAUUAAGGUGGAUUCCUUGGUAGAUGGGUCCACAGCCAAAAAGGACAGCAGCUGCCAGCUUUUUAUUGAAGAAGUGUCUGUUGAAGAUGAGGACAUGGGUGUUGACAGCGUGGAGAAAAAAGCUUUCCUCAGAGAUGGAAAAGGGGGAAGAUUUAAACUGCCACACCUUGACAUCUCCCUUCCAAAGGUCAAAGGAUCAAAAUCGGAUGUUGGAGCAUCAAAGAAAGAAGUCACCAUCACACGGGCUGAAGUUGAGUCAGAUGUUAUCACCAGUGGCACAGACAUGCACGUUAAAGACCAGAAGACUGAAACAACAGAAACAGAAAUGGGAGCCAGUGAGACUCAGACUGAACCUGGAGGGGAUGAAAGCAGAUUCAAAAUGCCAAAGUUAGGGAUCAAAAUACCAAAAAUGAAGGGCUUGGACACCGAAGUGAUGUCAUCAAAGAAAGAUGCAGGUGUCAAAGUGACAAGUUUGAGAGAUGAGGUUCAAUAUCCAGAGGCCGAUGUUUCUCUUGAGGGUAUUGAUAUGGCCCUUUCAGAGCAAACGUUAGAUACAGAAACACCUCUGGAAGCUGAAGAUGAUCCCAAAGGCAGAUCAAAAAAGCCAAAGUUUGGAAUCAAACUCAUGAAAAUGAAAGGCCCUGACAUAGAGUUCAGUUUGACGAAGAAAUCCACCCAAACAGCUGAGGAGAUAGCUGAGGCCCAAAUCCCAGCAGCAUCUGAAACCAGUAGUACAGAGACAAGAACGGAGACAAAAAGAGCCGAGGUGGAACCCAAACCUCCAGAGACUGAUGGGGACCUCGGGGUUCAUGCAGUCAAAUUCAAAAUGCCAAAGCUUGGAAUCAAAAUGCCAAAAAUCAAAGGGCCAGAACUUGAUUUAGGUUUGCAAAAGAUGGAUGCAGAUGUCACACAACCUAAAGCAGAGGUUCAACUACCAAAAGUUUCUGGGACUGGCGUUCCAACAGAUGUUUCUAUGCCAGACAAAAAGACUGAGACAGAAGAACCCAAAAUCAAACCCCAGCAGUCUGACAGCGAACCUGACAGACACAGCUCCAAGUUCAAAAUGCCAGCAUUUGACAUUUCCUUUCCAAAGCUUAGAGGGCCUGAAGUUGAUUUAAGCUCACUGAGACAGGAUAAAAACGUUGAUUUGCCUGAAGCUGGUCCUGGCUCUGCUGACAUUCCUAUCAUGCAAGACAAAGAAGCUCCUGAUGCCACACCUCAUCAAAAUGUUGCAGGUUCACCACCAAAGUUCAGGACAACACUGGAAACCCCAAAACCCAAGCUGGAUCCGUCAGUCCUCUCUCUUGACAAAGAAAUGACGAGUGUUGGAGCUGAUAUUCUGGGAGAGGUGUCUGCAACAUGCAGUCAGGGGUCCUCAGUUAAAACCACUGAACUUGAACAGGAAGGGAAGGAAAGCAAGUUCAGGAUGCCAUAUCUGAGCUUUUCCAUGCCAAAGGUCAAAGGGCCCAAAUCUGAGAUAAUCCAGUCAAAAACAAGAGCAGACGUCACAGUACCCCAGGACAAGACAGAUGUCACAGAGUCUGAAGUUGGACUGCAAAAAGGAGAAGCUUCAGCUCCAGAGGCAGAUUCUGAUGGGGAAACACCUGAACUACAAGUUGUGGAAACUGAUGGUCAACAUGAAAAGGACAAGACAAAAAGGUUUGGACUAAAAAUGCCCAAGUUAGAACUCCAACUUGGUCCGUCAAAGACUGCAUCAGCAGUUACAGGAGAAUCCAAAGAGGGCAAUGUUUUCCAUGAUCCAAAUUUAAAUGUACCAAAGAAAGACACAGAAAGUAAUCUGCCAGAUAAUGAAACCAAAGUAGGAGUUCCAGAAGUCUCCAAAACUGAUGUCAGUCUGGGAAAAGCAGAACUAUUGAUACCUGAGGGAAGAGUAAAAAUGGAAAAGGUUGAGGUAAAAGUGAAAACCCCACAAGCUCAUCAUGAACUUACAGGACAAGGAAGCAGAUUAAAAAUUUCAAAGCUUGGAAUCACACUUCCAAAGGUAAAAGGAACAGAAAUGGAUGUAAACAUUUCAAAGGAUGCAGACAUGGCACUUGGAGUGGCCAAGACUCAAAACAAGAUGACAGAUACUGAACUCAGAGGACCUUCUACCAAUGUGGGUAAGAAGGCACCUGAAGCUCAAUCAAGUCAUGUGGAGCAAACCACAUCAAAAUUCAAAGUGCCAUCAUUCAAAUUUCCCAAGAUUGGUGUCACCCCACAACAUAUCAGUACUGAAAUGCCAGAUUCUGACAAUGCUGAUGAAGUGGACAGGUCUGUAGAUGUGCCGGGGUCUGAUCCUGAUGUUCCAGAAGUUACAGGAGAACUCCACAUGAAAGACGAUGAAGUUAAAGAGCAACUAGAUGGGGAGGCUGUAUUAAAACACAAAAAAACAAUGUUUUCAAUGCCCAAAUUUUCUUUCUCAAAACCAAGUGUAAAGGCUUCGGAGGUUUUAAGCUCAGAUGGUAAAGUGGAAGUGAAGGAGUCAAGUUUAUCCCAAACAAAUGUAGAUAUUACACUAACUGAAGUAGAAGUCAAACUGCAUGAUGCUAAUCUGAAAAAAAUAUUUGCAGGGGUGGACACUAAAACUCCAGAGAUCGAAGCUGAAGCAAAAACUACAGAGGAAUCCUCAUCAACAUAUAAGAUGCCAACAUUCAAAUUACCGAAAUUUGGAAGUUCAGAUGUGACUUUAGAUAAACCUGCUGAGGACAUUGACAUUAAAACAAAAGCAUUUGACAUGAAGGCUCCUGGCGAGGUUCUUUCAGUAACCAUUGAGGCUCCUUCAGGAGAUAUAAAAACUACUGAAAGUGAACAAGACAGAAAAGGAGGCAAGUUUAAGAUGCCUAAACUUGGUUUCUCUGUACCAAAAGGUACAGGAGCUCAAGUUGAUGUGAGUCUAACAAAACCAGAAGUAGAUGUAACACUUCAAGGGAUGAAAAAAGAGGUCCAAUUCCCUGAUUCUGAAUCCAAAAAAUCUUCUGUUGAUAUUAGCACUAAAGCCCCUGGAAUUGAAAUCGAAACAAGGGACACCGAAGGAUCACCGUCCAAAUUUCAGAUGCCAACAUUUGAACUACCCAAAUCUGGACAUGGAAGUGCAGCUCCAAUUGUACCAGCUGAUGUUAAACUACAAGGACCUGAUGCAAACAUCAAAGAGAUUCUUUCAGUUACCUUGGAAGCUCCCACCACUGACACUCCAACAGGAGAUGUAAAAACAAUUGAAACUGAACAAGCUGGAAAAGGAGGCAAGUUUAAGAUGCCAAGUCUUGGUUUCUCUGUACCAAGAGGUAAAGAAGCUCAAGUUGAUGUGAGUUUAACAAAACCAGAAGUAGACUUUCCACUGCAAGAGACCAAAGAUGAGGUAAAAGUCUCUGAUACUGAACUGGAAAAACCUUCUCUUGAUGUUAAAACUUUGCCUGCUGAGAUCAAACUUGUAGAAAAGGAAACAAAAGGAUCACCUUCUAAAUUUAAGAUGCCAACAUUCAAGCUACCCAAAUUUGGACUUGGAAGUGCAGCUGUAGACCUACCUGCUGGACAUAGAGACAUCGAAAUAGAAGAACCUGACAUUAAAGUUCCAGAGGAAGUUCUUUCCGUUACUAUUGAGGCUCCAAGCACUGAUACUCCUUCAGGAGAUGUAAAAACAACAGAAACUGAACAAGAUGUAAAGGGAGGCAAGUUUAAGAUGCCAAGUCUUGGUUUCUCUGUACCCAAAGUUAAAGGACCUGAAGUUGAUGUGAGUCUAGAAAAACCAAAAGUAGAUCUUUCACUGCAGGAGAUCAAAGUUGAGGUACAAGUCUCUGAUACUAAUCUGGAAAAACCUUCUGUUGAUGUUAAAAUUUUAUCUCCUGAGAUCAAACUUGUAGAAAAGGAAACCAAAGGAUCACCAUCUAAAUUUAAAAUGCCAACAUUUAAAUUUCCUAAAUUUGGACUUGGAAGUUCAGCUGUAGAUGUGCCUGCUGUGGAUAAAGAUGUUAAACUACAAGAACCUGAUGACAACCUGGAAGAGAUUCUUUCAGUAACCAUUGAAGCUCAAAGCAGUGAUACUCCUUUAGGAGAUGUUAAAAAUACUGAAAGGGAACUAGACGGAAAAGGAGGCAAAUUUAAGAUGCCAGGUCGUGGUUUUUCUGUACCCAAAGCGGACGGAGCCGAAGUGGAUGUGAUUCUAACAAAACCAGAAGUAGAUGUUACGCUUCAAGAGAUCAAAGAAGAGAUCCGAUUUCCUGAUUGUGAAGCUUCUGUUGACAUUAGCACUAAAGCUCCUGGAAUUCAAAUCAAAACUAAGGACACAGGAGGAUCACCUUCCAAAUUUAAGAUGCCAACAUUCAAGCUACCCAAAUUUGGUUUUGGAAGUGCAGCUGGAGAUGUACGUGCUGAUGUUAAAUUACAAGGACCUGAUGACAACAAGGAGGAGGUUCUUUCAGUUAGUUUGGAAGCUCCAAGUACUGCGGUUCCUUCAGGAGAUGUAAUAACUACUGAAUAUGAACAAGACGGAAAAGAAGGCACGUUUAGGAUGCAAAGUCUUGGUUUCUCUGUACCCAAAGUUAAAGGACCUGAUGUUGAUGUGAGUCGAGCAAAACCAGAAGUAGAUGUAACACUACAAGGGAUCAAAAAAGAGGUCCAAUUCCCUGAUCCUGAAGCUUCUGUUGAUGUUAGCACUAAAGCUCUUGAAAUUCAAAUCAAAACUAGGGACACAGAAGGAUCACCUUCCAAAUUUAAAAUGCCAACAUUUAAGCUAACCAAAUUUGGACUUGGAAGUUCAGCUGUAGAUGUACCUGCUAUAGAUAAAGACAUCAAAAUAGAAGAACAUGAAAUUAAAGUUCCUGAGGAGAUUCUUUCAGUUACCAUGGAAGCUCCCAGCACUGUUGGUUUCUCUGUACCCAAAGGUAAGGAAACUCAUGUUGAUGUGAGUCGAAAAAAAACAGAAGUAGACCUUUCACUGCAAGAGAACAAAGCUGGGGUAAAAGUCUCUGAAAGUGAGCUGGAAAAACCUUCUCUUGAUGUUAAAAUUUCAUCUCCUGAGAUCAAACUUGUAGAAAAGGAAACAAAAGGAUCACCAUCUAAAUUUAAAAUGCCAACAUUUAAAUUUCCCAAAUUUGGACUUGGAAGUGCAGCUGUAGACCUACCUGCUGGACAUAGAGACAUCGAAAUAGAAGAACCUGACAUUAAAGUUCCAGAGGAAGUUCUUUCCGUUACUAUUGAGGCUCCAAGCACUGAUACUCCUUCAGGAGAUGUAAAAACAACAGAAACUGAACAAGAUGUAAAGGGAGGCAAGUUUAAGAUGCCAAGUCUUGGUUUUUCUGUACCAAAAGGUAAAGAAGCUCAAGUUGAUGUGAGUUUAACAAAACCAGAAGUAGAUCUUUCACUGCAGGAGACCAAAGUUGAGGUACAAGUCUCUGAUACUGAACUGGAAAAACCUUCAGUUGAUGUUAAAAUUUCAUCUCCUGAGAUCAAACUUGUAGAAAAGGAAACCAAAGGAUCACCAUCUAAAUUUAAAAUGCCAACAUUUAAAUUUCCUAAAUUUGGACUUGGAAGUUCAGCUGUAGAUGUGCCUGCUGUGGAUAAAGAUGUUAAACUACAAGAACCUGAUGACAACCUGGAAGAGAUUCUUUCAGUAACCAUUGAAGCUCAAAGCAGUGAUACUCCUUUAGGAGAUGUUAAAAAUACUGAAAGGGAACUAGACGGAAAAGGAGGCAAAUUUAAGAUGCCAGGUCUUGGUUUCUCUGUACCCAAAGCAGACGGAGGUGAAGUAGAUGUGAGUCUAACAAAACCAGAAGUAGAUGUAACACUUCAAGAGAUCAAAGAAGAAGUCCAUUUUCCUGAUUCUGAAGCUUCUGUUGACGUUAGCACUAAAGCUCCUGGAAUUCAAAUCAAAACUAAGGACAGAGAAGGAUCACCUUCCAAAUUUAAGAUGCCAACAUUCAAGCUACCCAAAUUUGGACUUGGAAGUGCAGCUGUAGAUCCACCAGCUGUACAUAGAGACAUCGAAAUAGAAGAACCUGACAUUAAAGUUCCCGAGGAAGUUCUUUCAGUUACUAUUGAGGCUCCAAGCACUGAUACUCCUUCAGGAGAUAUAAAAACAACAGAAACUGAACAAGGUGGAAAAGGAGGCAAGUUUAAGAUGCCAAGUCUUGGUUUCUCUGUACCCAAAGUUAAAGGACCUGAAGUUGAUGUGAAUCUAGAAAAACCAGAAGUAGAUCUUUCACUGCAGGAGACCAAAGAUGAGGUACAAGUCUCUGAUACUGAACUGGAAAAACCUUCUCUUGAUGUUAAAACUUUGCCUGCAGAGAUCAAACUUGUAGAAAAGGAAACAAAAGGAUCACCUUCCAAAUUUAAGAUGCCAACAUUCAAGCUACCCAAAUUUGGACUUGGAAGUUCAGCUGUAGAUGUGCCUGCUGUGGAUAAAGAUGUUAAACUACAAGAACCUGAUGACAACCUGGAAGAGAUUCUUUCAGUAACCAUUGAAGCUCCAAGCAGUGAUACUCCUUUAGGAGAUUUAAAAACUACUCAAAGUAAACAAGAUGGCAAAUUUAAAAUGCCAAGUCUUGGUUUCUCUGUACCCAAAGGUAAAGAAACUCUUGUUGAUGAAAGUCUAACAAAACCAGAAGUAGAUGUUUCAUUGCAGGGGACCAGAGAUUUCCAACUUAUUGACGCUAAAUUGGAAACAUCUAUGGUUCAGAGUGAUCCUAAAGCUCCAGAAAUCAACGUUAGUGCAAAAAAAUCUGAAGGAUCCCCAUCCAAAUUUAAAAUGCCAACCUUCAGUCUGCCAAAAUUUGGAGGUGCUCCUCCAGCUAUUGUAAAAGCACCAGAUUUGGAUAAGGAAGUGAAAUUUGAUUUAUCAGGGUCAAAUGCUGACGUUAAACCUCUUGACAUUGAAACCAAAGAUCUCUCAGGCUCUGUUUCAGCGCCUAAUGCACCGGAGACAAAAGGUGAUGUGAAGGAAAUAAAGACAAGCUGGACGCUGCCAAGAUUUUCAUUUUCAAAGACAAGCACUAAGGCACCUGAGGCUGACAUGGACCUUCAAAUGGACGUUUCAACAUUAGAUUCUAAAACACAGAAGCAAGGUCCUGAAACCAUCAUCAGUACCUCAGCAGAUGAGGGACCUGCUGCAGAUCCCGAUGCAAAAAUAAAAAAGACAAAGUUUUCAUUACCUAAAUUCUCAUUUUCAAAGCAUAUUUCAAAAGAAUCUGAAGAAAAUGUCAUUCUGCCGACUGGAGAUGUCUCUCUUCAAGAGGAAACUGUCAAAAUCAAACAACCUGGUAUCAAGGUUAGGCCAUCAGAGAGCCAAAGUGAGGGUCAGAGCACCGAAAGCAAGCUACAAAAUCCAACAUUUGGACUCUCAAUGCCAAAAGUAGAAGACGUGAACAUCUCACAGAAAGAUGUAAAUAUCAAGAUUGAAGUUCCAGAUGUUGAUGUUAAGAUGAUGCAACCGCAUGCUGCAGUGGCACCUAAAGCCCUAGAGAUCAAAGCUCCUGCAGGUUAUGUCGAAGCGUCACCAUUACAAUCUCAAAUACCUGCGGGCACAUGGUCCAAAGGUGGAGCUCUGCAGCUGCAGAAGGAGGAGGCCAAUGGGAACAAGAAGACUAUGACUGUGGACGUGAAAGGAAGUAAACCAAAGAAAGAUAUCGGAGUUAUGUUGCCAGAGUUCAAAGCUGAAGUACAACUAUCUCAUGCUGAGGUCAAAGAUCCCAUUGAUUCCUUAGCAGAUGAGGUUGACCCUAAAUUGAAACGACCAAAUUGGGCAUUUCCAAAGAUUUCCUUUUCAAGAACAGCGGACAAGGUUGAUGCUAACACCAACCUGGAAACAUCAAACAUUACAACAGCAGAAUCCACAGAAGUUUGUCAGUCAGACGCGGCUGUCCAAGGACCACGCGGGCCUUCUUCAGCAGAAGAGUCGUCCACUACAGGACCUGAUAUAAACAUUAAAAAAUCUAAAUUUUCCUUGUCCAAGAUUUCUUUCUCAAAGUUCAGCCAGAAAGAACCCCAAGUGACGACUCGGCCUCCACAUGAUAACGUCUUUGGUCCAGAUGUGAGACCUGAUGUUGAUGGCCCCCAAACAGCACCUCAAGCUUCAGAACUAGAAGGAACAGAUGAUGUUAAAAGAAGCACACUGAAAUCUGAAAUGUCUGGCAUCGGCCAACCGAAACCAGAAGGACCUGAAAUUAACAUGAACUUGGCCCACAAAGAUACAAAAGAAUUCGAGAAAGUCAAAGAUCUCUUUACUGGAGCAGACGCAGGGAUUUCUGAGCUGGAAGACAAGCCGAGAGAUGCUCGAGGAUCACCACUAAAAUUCAAGAUGCCAGCACUGAAACUGCCGAAGUUUGGUGGCGCAUCUCAUGAUGUCACUAGUGAUGCAGGAGGUUCAGAGAAAGUCACGAAAUCUGGUAUAACUAAACUGCAAGAAGAUGAGAGCAUCCCAGUCAAACCUCCCAGUACUGAUGCUACAGAUGACUCAAAGGCGGCGGCGUCAGAUGCGGACACGCCAAAGUCUGGCACUGAUGCCCCAAGUCAUGGAUCUCCAAGUAGAUUUAAACUGCCGUCCUUUAAAAUGCCAAAGCUGAGUCUCUCCAGGCCUAAACCAGAGGAAGAGCACGGGCCUGCGGAUGAAAAGCUUAAAGGGAAUCAGCUGGAGGUAAAGACUGACGAUCAAGACAAGAGUCAAACAUCUAAAGAGACUUUGACAUCAUUUGGUGAGCUCUUCAAGACAACUGAUAUUGAAUUUGAUGUUUCCAACAAAGCUGAAAAAAGAAAUUCUGGAGAAAUUCCUGAAACAGAAGACACCCCUAGUAAACCGUCAGAAGAGAAAGAAAGUGAAACAAAGUCCAAGCAAGACACUUCCCAAAGUCCUGAAAAGGUCGGCUGGUUUGAGCUUCCCAAAGUCGGGCUGUCCCAGCAGUCAGAACCACCGAGGGUUUCUGAGGGAGGAGUACAGAAGGGUGAGAAGAGUCCACCAAGAGAGACCGGUGAGGAUGAAACAAGCCCCACCAGCUCCCUUCAUUCAUCAGACGCCUUUGCUGAUGUAAGCUCUACAGUCACAAGUGAGCAUGUGGGCAUGUCCAUCACUUCCCCGACCAAAGUGAUGGUCAAAUAUUUUGACCCCACUGUCCCCGUCGGGCUUGAAGAAAGAACUGGUGACAUUUUUACUUCGACCACAAAGACUGUGCUGAUCUCCGAUGUGCCCAACUUACCUGAGAAAAUCACCAUUCCAUCGUCUGGAGUUACAUCUUCAUCUGAAGACACACUCAGACUGGAUUCUGGAAAAAUCCACGCCAUUACAUCCAACAUACAAGCAACUCCAGCAGCACAACACGCCAAGCUCCUUACUGCUGUCCAGAUGCAACCAGCCGAAGAUGACCCUGGGAAAUCCGACAUGGCCGUUUUGUGGGCUGCAGAAGAUCCUCUAAGUAGCAGUAGAACUGUGUUUGAGAGCCGUGCAGUGUGGGAAACAUCUGGCACGAGCAGCCAGACCUCAGAAACUGUGGUUAUCACGAAGCAAGUUACAAGCGUUUUUGACACGACUGAGCCCAUCUCAGGAGAGACGGCCUCAUCCAUCCAAAGACUGAGACACACCGUGCACUCGGAGAAGAUGAAGUUCUUCGACGAGGGCGAGAAGUAAAGGACUGUCCUUCCUGGAAGAAACUCUGCUCGCUGGUGGAGCUGUUGACUUCACAACCGCAGAAACACUCCAGCAACUGGAAGAGGUUCCUCACAGGCAAAAGCAGACCAGGAUGGGACGAGAUGUCUACUGGCAUGUCUCCCCACAUAGUCUCCUUUAUAAUACAGAAUUUAUGCUAAAACAAACAAACAAACAAAAAAACCCAAGGGAUUUCUGCAAAAUUUUACGUUUCACUGUGAAUUUGACUAUUUGCAAACAAGCCACUGACAUUCCAAAGUAUGUUUACAGUCAUUCCCCUUCAAGCCAUAGAGCAGAGAAUAACAAGUGAAGCAGUAUAUUUCAGAAACGUAUCGUGCUCGUGUUUCAUCUAUAUAUCGCUUUUGCUGUAGAGACAAGAAUGAAGCUACAAUCAAAUGCUCAAGUUCAGUAACAAUGCAGCUGCAACUCCAGAACAAAGCUCCUAAUUCUGCUGCACUAAACCUGCAGAGAUCCUCCAGUCUGUGCAAAGGCACAUCUGGAAGCUGAGGUGUAAAUAGCUUUUAGAGAUCUCUGAGUUAUUUUUGGUCACUGUUUGUAUCCUUCUAAGCUUUAAGACAAUGUCUCUGCAACGUUACAGGCAAUAAACUCUGACACACCAGA